This is a messenger RNA of Scleropages formosus (Asian bonytongue), 4233 nucleotides long. It is a transcript of the gene hk1, whose product is annotated as hexokinase 1. Gene Ontology annotation, cellular component: cytosol; mitochondrion. The transcript has 18 exons. NCBI's taxonomy places the organism in Eukaryota, Metazoa, Chordata, Actinopteri, Osteoglossiformes, Osteoglossidae. Gene Ontology annotation, biological process: intracellular glucose homeostasis; glycolytic process; glucose metabolic process. Gene Ontology annotation, molecular function: D-glucose binding; mannokinase activity; fructokinase activity. Bases 291 to 3047 code for a protein of 918 amino acids. The record is from RefSeq and is a predicted model, not a curated record.
CGCUGCAUCUCAUGCAAGAGCGAGAAGCCCAUGCAGUCACAUUGAUCUGCCGUACGCAAGGAGAGGCCCUCGGCACGGCGUGUACUUCCAGACCUGCAUGUCGUUGCUGCCAGCUGCAUUGUCGUCCAGCCACCCGAGAACAGGAAGAGGAAUAGGAAGGGGUCACGAAAGGGCCAUUUCUCUCCACCUUGCUUAAGAGGAAUUUUCCGGGGGGGGUGCGAGACGGUUGUCGGGAAGAUUUUUGCCUGGUCUCUGUGCUUUUCCACUGCGUGCCGAGGCAGGCCAACAGGAUGAUCGCGGCACAGCUCCUAGCGUACUACUUCACUGAGCUGAAGGAUGACCAGAUCAAGAAGAUCGACAAGUACCUGUACGCCAUGCGCUUCUCGGAUGAGACGCUUCUGGACAUCAUGAACCGCUUCAAGAGGGAGAUGGAGAAUGGACUUGGGAAGGACACGAACCCCACAGCCACUGUGAAGAUGCUUCCCACAUUUGUGAGGUCCAUUCCUGACGGUUCCGAAAAGGGAGAUUUCAUUGCUCUCGAUCUGGGGGGGUCCAACUUCCGUAUCCUGCGGGUGAAGGUGUCCCACGAAAAGAGGCAAACGGUGCAGAUGGAGAGCCAGAUCUACGACACCCCAGAAGACAUCAUGCAUGGCAGUGGCACCCGGCUCUUUGACCAUGUGGCCGAAUGCCUGGGGGACUUUAUGGAGAAGCAAAAAAUCAAGGACAAGAAACUCCCAGUAGGAUUCACCUUCUCCUUCCCAUGUGCACAAACUAAGCUGGAUGAGGGUAUUCUACUGACCUGGACAAAACGAUUCAAAGCAAGUGGCGUGGAAGGUGCGGACGUGGUCAAACUUCUCAACAAGGCCAUCAAGAAGCGAGGGGACUAUGACGCUGAUAUCAUGGCAGUGGUCAACGACACAGUUGGAACUAUGAUGACCUGUGGAUUUGAUGACCAGCGCUGCGAAGUUGGCAUAAUCAUAGGUACAGGUACCAACGCCUGCUACAUGGAGGAGUUGAGGCACAUUGACCUUGUGGAGGGAGAUGAGGGCCGCAUGUGCAUCAACACCGAGUGGGGGGCCUUUGGGGAUGAUGGAAUGCUGGAGGACAUUCGUACCGAGUUUGACCGAGAGAUUGACAGGGGCUCCCUCAACCCUGGGAAGCAGCUAUUUGAGAAGAUGGUCAGUGGGAUGUACAUGGGUGAACUGGUACGUCUCAUUUUGGUCAAGAUGGCUAAAGAAGGGAUGCUGUUCGAAGGUCGGAUUACACCCGAGCUGCUCACCAAAGGAAAAUUUGAAACAAAACAUGUCUCUGCAAUUGAAAAGACCAAGGAGGGCCUGAGCAAGGCUAAGGAGAUCCUGACGCGCCUGGGCGUGGAGCCGUCACACGAGGACUGCGUGGCAGUGCAGCACGUGUGCGCUGUGGUGUCCUUCCGCAGUGCCAACCUCAUCGCUGCCACGCUUGGGGCCAUCCUGCUCAGGCUGAAGGACAACAAGGGCUCUCCGCGUCUGCGCACCACCGUGGGAGUUGAUGGAUCCCUCUACAAGAUGCACCCUCACUAUGCCCGGCGUCUGCACAAGACUGUACGGCGGCUGGUCCCGGAGUCGGACGUACGCUUCCUGCUGUCAGAGAGCGGGAGCGGCAAGGGCGCGGCCAUGGUGACCGCGGUGGCGUACCGGCUGGCGGAGCAGUCACGGCAGAUCGCCCAGACGCUGGCCGAAUUCCAGCUCACCAAGGCUCAGCUGCUGGAGGUCAAGGAGCGCAUGAGAGCGGAGAUUCAGAGAGGCCUGUCAAAGGAGACCCACGAGUUGGCUUCCGUCAAGAUGCUGCCCACUUUUGUACGCCGCACACCUGAUGGGACAGAAAAUGGAGAUUUCCUGGCAUUGGACCUGGGAGGGACUAAUUUCAGGGUGUUGCUGGUGAAGAUCCGCAGUGGCAAGCGACGCUCUGUGGAGAUGCAUAACAAAAUUUAUGCAAUUCCACUGGAGGUUAUGCAGGGUACUGGAGAGGAGCUUUUCGACCACAUCGUGCACUGCAUCUCUGACUUCCUGGACUACAUGGGAAUGAAGAAUGCCCGCCUGCCUUUGGGCUUCACCUUCUCCUUCCCCUGCAAACAGACGAGUCUGGAUGCGGGUAUCCUUAUAAAAUGGACCAAAGGUUUCAAGGCCACUGACUGCGAGGGUGAGGAUGUUGUGGGCCUGCUUCGGGAAGGAAUCAAACGAAGAGAGGAGUUUGACCUGGACGUAGUUGCUGUGGUGAAUGACACAGUAGGGACAAUGAUGACCUGCGCAUAUGAGGAGCCCACAUGUGAGAUUGGCCUGAUUGCAGGAACUGGUAGUAAUGCUUGCUACAUGGAGGAGAUGAGGAACAUCGAGACGAUAGAGGGUAAUGAGGGCCGAAUGUGCGUCAAUAUGGAGUGGGGUGCCUUUGGUGAUAACGGCUGCCUGGAUGACAUCAGAACCAAAUAUGAUGAAGCCGUGGAUGAACUGUCCUUCAAUGCUGGAAAACAAAAGUACGAGAAGAUGUGCAGCGGAAUGUACUUGGGUGAGAUCGUGAGGAACAUCCUGAUUGACCUCACCAAACGUGGCUUCCUAUUCAGGGGCCAGAUCUCCGAGACCCUGAAGACAAGGGGUAUCUUUGAAACCAAGUUCCUAUCCCAGAUUGAGAGUGACCGGCUGGCGCUGCUACAGGUCAGGUCCAUCCUGCAGCACCUUGGCCUGGACAGUACAUGUGAUGACAGUAUCAUAGUGAAGGAGGUGUGUGGCACCGUAUCCCUCCGGGCCGCCCAGCUCUGUGGCGCUGGCAUGGCUGCUGUCGUCGAGAAAAUCCGCGAGAACCGUGGGCUGGACCGGCUGGAAAUUACCGUCGGGGUGGACGGCACACUCUACAAGCUCCACCCACACUUCUCUAGGAUCAUGCACCAGACGGUGAAGGAGCUGGCGCCCAAGUGCGACGUCAACUUCCUCUUGUCUGAGGAUGGCAGCGGCAAGGGGGCUGCCCUCAUCACAGCCGUGGGCUGCCGUCUACGCCAACAGGAGCAACAGAGCUGAACCGUUGGUGCCUGGCCUGGUACCCGUCAUGUGCUCCUCUCCCCGAGGCCUCAUCCCAACACCUCCUCCACCAUCCGUACGCAUCACUCUCCCGCAGCAGUUGAAACUCUGCCCUGGGUCACCUCACCACACCUGAAACACCUCCACAGGCAGAGGGCAAGGGUUGGCUACAACCCCGGUUUGUAUCCCUACUACUGUCUUGCUUCUGUUUGCCUUUUAACUUUCCUUAGGGAAUUAAAUACAAAUCCCACAUACUACAUAUACCUAUGUACACAGCUAACUCUUCAACCUGUAUCAUACUAGGUGUACCAGAGAGUUUUUUCCUUUUGGUGUGAUAUAUUUUAAAAUAUUAUAACACUGCUGUAGCCAUUCCUGAGGAUGUACAUUAGUGAAUAAAGGGAAGAUGUAGCUGCACUAAAUUUUAGCCCUUUACAAUGUGUGUAUUAUUUAUUUUUUGUAUUUGAGGGGUUUAUUACGGUGAUGAGAUUAUGCAGGUGCAUCAUGUGAGCCAGACGAGUACAGUAGCUGGCUGGGCAGCUGAGUAUCAUUUGAACAUGCCGUUUUUAGUAUCUGUAAACUGUCGGAUGUUGCUUUUGUAUGCUUCAUAGCAUUUAAGGGUGGAAAUUUUAGUGGCAGCUGCAAAGUACGAUGCCCACCCAUUGCUUCUCAUAGUGUUCGCUUCCAGCUCCAAAGGCCACGCACAAAGAGUCGUGGUCGUGUUCUGUGUGAUGCUGUCGAUCACUCCGGUCACUGUCUACGUGUUCUUACGCUUACACACUUUGAAUUGAACCAAGACUGUAGUAUUUCUUGCCUUCUCCCAUUGGAAACAUGUUGAUUCCUCUUCUUCUUUCAGAUCUAAAAUGGAACCAGGUGCUGUACUGUAUUAUGCUGUUGCUUUUAGUGAAUUACUGUAAUUGUCAUGUUGAACCUCAGCUGUAAACAAUGUCAAAACAGAAGUCCUGGAAGGGCGAGUUGGCAAUGUUCAUGCUUCCUGUUGGCUGAAUGUGUUUUAAUCCUGCUGUAAGACCCGUAGCUUUAAAUGUUCAUAAUGAAAACAUGCCUUACUGGGUAACACAAAAGUAUUGGUCCAUUUAUUUUGUACAGUGAUAGGAUAUUUCAUACCAUACAUCAGAUGCACAAGUGUUUCAGAAAAUGAAAUGAUGAAAAAUAAAUUUUGUUUUGAUGU